UUUCAGGCAGCGUUAUGUUUAAGAAAAGUGGUCAAAUUUUAAUGACUUAUGAUUAAAUAUAUUGUAUUGUCUAUUUAACUUUUUUGACUAACUUCUAUUGUAAUGUUUUAUGGUUGCUUUUUUUAUUAUAAAUGUAAAUUUAUAGAACAUUUCCAACACUUAAGAGGGCAUCAGCGCAUUAUUUGUUUUCUCUCAUACUCAUGGCCAAUACUAUUUUAAGACUUUUUAUGGACUCCCGUGGCCAGUGUAUUGAAAAAAUUUAAUCCAUAAAAAUAAAGUGGAAUUUUGUAAGUUUGUUUUUAAAAUCAGAACAUAAUAUUCAAAAAAAUAGGCCUUAAAUUAGGUCCCAUAAAGUCAUAAUAACAUGGAACUUAAGCGCCCUCUUAAAAUAUCUAAUAACGACGAUACAGGUUCCUGACUAAGAACUUAUUACGUAUUAAGAGAUCGCUAUACUUGCAUGUGUUGUUUCCGUCUUACAAGUUAUAAGUGCGUACCACAGCAAUUUUACGCUCAGAAGAUCACGUUUAGCUCCGUCAGUUGAAAAAUUAAAGUGAAUUGACCUCCUAUAAAAUGUAAAGCUAAUAACGUUAUCCGUGUUCGUAUAUGUCGAGUUUUUACGAUAGUUCAGUUUUGUGUUAUGUGCAUUUUUAAUUUACGCUAUGCUAUAAUGUUAUAUACCUACGCAACACUUCUAAAAAAUUGAGCCAUCGUAAAAACCCAAUAUACGAACACAAAUAAUAUUCUUGAUUUAAGUUUAAGAGGAGGUUAAUUUACUUUAAUUUUUAAACUAACGUUAUCUGCUGAGCAUAAAUUUAAUAUGUUACGCACUUGUAAGACGGAGAUAACACACGUGAUGGCUAUAGCGUAGUCGUCUUAAAAAAUAUUGUAAAAAAUUAAAAUAUUCACACGAUAGCAUAUUUACAUGAAAAUCAAAUUUAACAGCCAUUACACGAGAAAGUCCUGUGCUGUCACGUACCUACGAUGUACUUUGUACAAUUGGUUUAACAUAAAUCCAAUUAAGGUAUUCGAGUUGUAUAUAUCUAUAAGUCUAUCAAGUUUUCGCGCUCAAAAUUUGAAAUUACGUAUAUAAUAUUAUAAUGUUAUAAUGCAAUGCAGUAAGUUGUGUUUCAAUCGAAUUCUAUCGACGAACGUUUUUGAUAACGACGAUAAGUGUGUUGUUAUCGAAUUAAUGGUUCGUCUUAAUAUGUCCGGUUUAUAAUUCUAUGCGAGUAUUCGAUAAUAGGAUUUAUUAUUGCUAAGACGGAGUUACAAUAUAAUAAUUAUGAUAUGUCAUCAUGCACGUACUCAAAUAACAGUCUUGUCGCAGUUGAAAACGAAUUCCCGAUAAAAGCGAUCGGGCUCUGACCAUGGCAAAUUUAUCAUCGACGCGGAUUGCAAAUAAUGUGUUCGGAGGACGAUCGUUUGGCGGAAAUGAAGAAAUACGUUGUGAAGGUUUUCGAAGAAUGCGUAAAAUCGGUGUCGCCCAGAAACAUCGUCAGAAACACACUGAGAUUUGAUUCAAAAAARCUCUCCGUCAAYGACUCUUCGGUGUACAGCGUGCCAGGCGACGUCUAUGUGGUCGGUUUCGGUAAAGCGGUGCUGAACAUGGCGCUUGAAGUGCACAACGUACUCGACGGUCGUCUCAAGGAAGCCGCAGUGAGCGUUCCGUUCGGGACCCGACGGCCCUCCUCCUUGCUGGACAAUUCCAGAAUGUGCGUCAUGGAGGCGGCCCGGAACAACAUGCCCGACCAGCAGUCGGUGGAAAACACCGAUCGCAUCAUAAGUACGCUAGCCCGUCUGGAAAGGGACGAUUUGCUAAUCGUACUAAUAUCGGGCGGCGGUUCCGCCCUGUUGUGUUCACCGACCGUGCCCCUCCGCGACAAAAUCYUCGCCACCAACCUGUUGUCGUCGGCCGGUGCAUCGAUCGAACAGCUGAACGCCGUGAGGAAAGCGCUGUCCCGGGUCAAGGGUGGCCGACUAAUCGGGACGGUCCGGGACGAGUGCACCGUGAUCUCACUGAUCCUGUCUGACGUCGUGGGCGACCCGUUGACCGCCAUCGCCAGCGGACCCACCGUGCCCAACGACGACCCCGACCAUCUGCCCAUCGAAAUCGUCGACCGCUUAGGUCUGCGCGAUAAGAUGCCAAAGUCCGUUGUCGACGYGCUCUUGCGAAACGAAUCGUUCAACGGCACCUCGGCGCGGUUUGACAGAGUUCACAAUCACGUGAUCGGUAACAACACCGUGGCGUUACGGGCGGGACUCGAGUACGCCAGUCGAGACUUUGAGGCCGUACUCGUGACUACGUCGCUCCGCGGUGACGUUGCUCUGGUGUCCACGUUUUAUUCAGAUCUCAUAGCGUACGCGUGUGGCCUGUACUUGGGAGCAACGGACGAGAAACGCAAACAGAAACUGAAGGUAUCGUCUUCGGUAGUCGGCGGCGGAGUGGACGUUGAGGGCCUGACGGACAGGGUCGUCGAAGCGUCAUCCGAAGGCCGUGGCUUGUGCAUACUGAGCGGCGGCGAACCCACGGUCGUGGUCCGUGGUAAUGGCCUGGGCGGCAGGAACCAAGAGUUGGCGCUGAGGGUAGCUUUGGCCUUGGGGACGGCGAGACGCCGUGACGACGGUCUGCAYCGGUUCGACGUGCUGUUCUUCAGCGGCGGCACAGACGGCAUCGAUGGCCCUACCGAUGCGUGCGGGGCGUUUGGUUACCCGGAACUUGAGGACUUGGCACUGUCCCAAGGCCUGAACCCUUCGCAUUAUGUCGACAACAACGACAGCUACGGAUUUUAUUCGUCACUCGAUUGCGGUGGUAAUAGCGAUUUACUUAAAAUCGGACACACCGGCACGAAUGUGAUGGAUCUGCACAUUUUGAUCAUCAAACCGAAAUAAGAUYGUAGCACCAAAUGAUAAUCGUUUAUCUGUUGUAAAUAAUUGUAAUAGACGAUAAAUUGAAUAACUGAAACUUUUAUUUUAUACUUUAAUUUUUAUGUUGACAUAAAU
Molecule: messenger RNA, 3000 nt
Organism: Diuraphis noxia (Russian wheat aphid)
Lineage: Eukaryota; Metazoa; Arthropoda; Insecta; Hemiptera; Aphididae
Product: glycerate kinase
Biological process (GO): protein phosphorylation
Cellular component (GO): cytoplasm
Molecular function (GO): glycerate kinase activity
Source: RefSeq, a predicted model, not a curated record